UUGCAAAUUUAUUUUAAGGGAUUUAGCUUUAUGAUUUUACAUAUGUGCAUUAUUAAAAGUGGUUAUUUAUGGUAGAUCCUUGCAUGACAGAUUAUACCGACUGAGCAUCUGAGAUGGUAAACAAACUGAUGAUGUCAGAGGCUUAGUGAUGAAGAGGUUUAUCACCGCAGACACCUGUGUGUGACUCAGACCGCUCCAGACCUGCAAGACAGCACCUGGCAAAGGUGAUUUGUUGGUGUGUUUUGGUGAUGAUGAAUAUUCUGGAGGACGUUCCUUUUCAGACCCCUUUGGGACCGUUAGGUGUUGAGAUACAGAUGUCGACUUUACCUGAUAUUUCUGUACCACAAUGCCAUCAGAUCAUGCAGGAAACCGAGUAUGGAUUCAAUCUGGAGAGAUGGAUUUUAACAGGGCAGCAGCUGGUGAGUCAGGUUCCCUCUUGCCCCCCCUACUGGCUGAUGUUCAGCACCCCUCAAGAAACUCGCAAGCUCACUCAAAGGGGCCAGGAUCUGUUGCCCCCGCGGCCCCGCAGUCACAGCCUGAGCUCCGCGGAGGGCUGCUGGUUGGACCACCGAGCCGUCAGGUUCCUCCCAGCUGACUCCGAUGAAGAAGAUGGCUCAUACAUAGAUAACGCGGGGGGCCCCAGGGAGCGGCCCCGCAGUGACCCAGUCUCCAGGGUCAAAGACAUGCACCUCACUCAUUCCUCUCACCUCGGCAAGCCGGGGUUGUCUCCGGUCCUCAAAGGCCACAGAGCCACGUCUUCUCUCCCGGACUGCAGACCAGCUUUACGCGCGCUGGAGCAGCUCAGAUCACAGCAGGCCAGCCCGCUGUCUCUGGGGCAGAAGAACAGCAAGAAGAGGCAGCGCUCUCUGGGCAGAAGGUUCUCCCAAAACACUCCGCCCGCCGGGAAUUCUCCAUCCAGGCCGCUGCAACAACGACCCUCCUCGGCUGGAUCUGCUGUCAAAAACCGCAGGAGAAAGGUCCUGACAACUCCUGGCUCUCGUGGGGUUUUCUUUGACUCGGCAGCAGAGCUUCUGACAGCUCUCAGCCACGAGGAGAGGGAGUUACUCGAAACCAUCACAGAGAAAGGAUAUCCGUUACGCACUGCCAUCCUGGCUCUGCAGAAAACUGGCUAUCAGAGCCCAGAGAAGGUCCUAAAAUACCUGGUUGCAUGUGAUCGUCUUUGCCAGCUGGGCUAUGAUGAGGCACAAGUGGAGGAAGCUUUGGAGAUGUUUCAGAAUUGUGAGAGCAAGGCUGCAGAGUUCCUCCACUUGCUGACUCAGUUUGAUGAGAUGGGCUUCCAGCAGAGCGCAAUCAAAGAAGUCCUGCUUGUUCAUGAAAACCACCGUGAGCGGGCUCUAGAGGAGCUGAUGACUCGCAUGGCUUAGACAGACAAGUCUGAAGACACAGCGUCUGGCUUCAAACAUUUGACCCAAGCUGCAGCAGCAAACAGGAAAACCUUUUACACUCGUCAAUAAUUAGUCUUGGUUCAAAUGUUUUUGAAAUUUUAUUGACAGAUUCAAAAAAUAAAAAUGUGGCAAAUAAAUAAUAAAAAAAGCAUUAAAAUGCCACAGAAUCUUAUGACAGGACAUUUACAGAAGUGAAAACUGCUUUGAACAGUUACUGAUGGCUGACAGUGGAGUUCAGCAGCCCCGUCUCCACAGACGAUGUAGCAGCCUUUGAGAGGUCCCUCUGCAAUGACAAGUAAAACACAACCUAGUAAUGCUGUGAAAUACAAUCUCUGAGGUUCCAAUUUAUGAAAUUAUUUUAAGACGAUUCACAAUUGCUCUAACAUACUAAAAUUACUGGUCUCCUUUUGUUUGCUCUGGCAUGCCAUUUUAUCCAUUUAUGGGUAGGAAAUGCAGCCGUCUGCUUUGACAGAGUAAAAUAAUUUUCUAUGCUUAGUUUGGUCUGUUGUAAGAGAAAUGCAUUCUUGACUUGAAUAAAAAACAUUUUUUCAACAGAA
This is a messenger RNA of Poecilia reticulata (guppy), 1963 nucleotides long. Its product is annotated as ubiquitin-associated protein 1-like. Gene Ontology annotation, cellular component: ESCRT I complex. Gene Ontology annotation, biological process: ubiquitin-dependent protein catabolic process via the multivesicular body sorting pathway. NCBI's taxonomy places the organism in Eukaryota, Metazoa, Chordata, Actinopteri, Cyprinodontiformes, Poeciliidae. The record is from RefSeq and is a predicted model, not a curated record. Gene Ontology annotation, molecular function: ubiquitin binding.